Messenger RNA from Poecilia latipinna (sailfin molly), 2422 nucleotides. RefSeq names its product bradykinin receptor B1 (gene bdkrb1). NCBI's taxonomy places the organism in Eukaryota, Metazoa, Chordata, Actinopteri, Cyprinodontiformes, Poeciliidae. Gene Ontology annotation, cellular component: external side of plasma membrane; membrane. The transcript is spliced from 2 exons. The coding region runs from base 1063 to 2175 and encodes 370 amino acids. Gene Ontology annotation, biological process: calcium-mediated signaling; G protein-coupled receptor signaling pathway; immune response. Gene Ontology annotation, molecular function: C-C chemokine binding; C-C chemokine receptor activity; bradykinin receptor activity. The record is from RefSeq and is a predicted model, not a curated record.
CGUAUUUAAUGGUUUAAAACUUUAACUAAUGCAGGAGGAAACACUCGUGUUUCUGAAUGUCUCCAGCACAUUUUGCACUCUGCAGUUUACACUAACUUCCUACAUAAGGUCAACAGAACUUUGACCGUUUCCAAACAAUGUGAUAAAUUAAAGUCCUUGGCUAAGGGUGUGGAGGAUCUCAGCUGUAUACAAAGCUCCUUGCAGCAGAUCUGCUUCUCCGCUGCUGCGUGCUGGAUGAAGCUCGGUGUGCACAGCUCAGACCUGCUGCAGACGGCAGCUGCCUUGACCAAAUGAGGAGCGUUCUCCUCCAGCUGAAGGCUGAACCAGGAUCAAACGGCGAGGAGGAAGGAAAACGUUAGAGAGCUGCAGCGAUUGGUGGCAUCGGCUGGUCAGAAUGACUGAAAGCUGAUCGAUUGGGAUUUGAUGACUUACCGUCACAAACAUGGAGAUUAAAAUCUACUGAAACUUUACAUGAUUCAGCUGUUCAACAAGCCCCACAGGUUGGUUUAUCUGAAGCAAAGGAUGGAAGGAAGUAUGAUGGAAAAAUCAUCUCAAACAUUAAAAAAGUCAUUUAAAUCAUAAAAUUAUUCCAAAUGAUCGUAAUUGUCGAUCAGAGCAUUAAGUUCAGUUUAUUGUUUAAAUAACAAGCAACAGCAGACGAUUGUCUGCGAUGUGUCGACUUUACAGCGAGAUACCAUCAGGUGUCCAGUACGAUUUCCAGUCAAACAGGAUGAUUGGUAAUAUUUUAGCUUUUUUCUUCCACCGUUUGUUCCACAAAAACGUCAAUAAAUAUUAGUAAAUUCCAAAAUAUGAUUAAAUGUAGUCACUGUGUGCGGUUUAGUGAUAUCUCACUUUUAAAGUAAUGGAAACUUUGGGAAUGUUUUAAAGUAUUUGUGUUUAUGGUGGUAUGAAUGCUGCAGUCAGACUUAUUACCUAAAAACAGGUAAUUUUUUUCAAAAUCAUGAUCUUUAUCAGAAUCACUAUAUAAAAACCUAACAAUAAAAUUCUCCGUCCACCAGUACCAUCUACAUCAUUUCACUGGUUUUUCUUUGUCUCCAGCUCAUGGAGUCUCUCCCGCCUGUAUCUACGGCCUCCUGGUCUGAGAACAGCAGCUGGUUUGUCCCGUUCGGCCCGUCGGACGCUCCAGACCCCACAGACUGGCAGACGAUCCACACCGUCAUCCCUCCCUACAUCUUCAUCCUGUCGCUGCUGGGGCUUCUCCUCAACGGCUUCGUCCUGGCCGUGUUCGCAGCCCACAGGGACCGCCUGACCGUGGCGGAGAUCUACCUGAGCAACCUGGCGCUGGCCGACUUCCUGCUGCUGUGUGGCCUGCCGUUCUGGGCCAUGUACAUCCUGAACCAGUUUAACUGGUCGUACGGAGACGCUCUGUGCAAACUGGUCAACUCCAAUAUUGUCAUCAAUUUCUACACCAGCAUCUACACGCUGGUCAUGAUUAGCAUCGACCGCUACCUGGCGCUGGUGAAAACCAUGAUGGCGCGGUGGCUGAGACGGACGCUGUAUGCUAAGAUAACCUGCUUCGUUGUGUGGAUGUUUGGGCUGCUUCUCAGUCUGCCAACCUUAGUUCACAGAAAGGUCAAGUUCAUUGAGGAAUACAAUACCACUUCCUGCAUUCUAGAUUACACCCAUGGAAGUUCCUGGAAGCUCGCCCAUCAGAUUAUGAUGAACACCUUAGGCUUCGCACUUCCUGUCCUUGUCAUUGUUUUCUGCAGCUGGAAUAUAAUCAAGGCUUUGGCUCGGAGGACGGAAAACCUCGCAUUUCAUGACUUCAACGAUACAAAGGCUACGGUGCUGGUCUAUGCCGUCACGCUGCUAUUUUUACUGUGCUGGGGUCCUUUCCAGGUCCUCACCUUCCUCGACACGCUGUGUGAUGUGGAAGUGCUGGACGGAAAGCUGUGGUCUCACACCCUCAGCCUGGGCGAUCAGGUUUCCGUGUACCUGGCCUUUCUCAACAGCCUGCUGAACCCGCUGCUCUACGUCUUCUCUGGUCAGUACUUCAGAAGGAAACUUGAUGCCGUCUGCAGGAGGGCCAGACACCAGCGCAGAGGCUCAGACAUGACCACAUAUCAGCGCUCGCUGGUGUCUACGUUUGUGAACAGAACAGAGCAAAUACGGCCGGUGGUCAUCUUUAAUGCUAAAGAUCAAAUAGGACUCUAACCACUUCCUCCUCUGCUCUUCAUAAGAUGGCACAACAAUUAAUACAGUAACUCUGCUCCGACCUGAGCAGGCGGCAUUGGUAGAGGAUGUUAUUCUGCUCUUGUCCACUUUAAUGGUUACAGACUCAAUGACAUCUUUGUCCUGAACUGUGAGCUUUUGUAUCUGUUUUCUUCCUUUUUUACACUUAUAGUCAUUUUUCAUAGAUGAACAUCUGAAGUAAAAAUUUAGCAUUCCUUCACCAAAUCCA